This is a messenger RNA of Angiostrongylus costaricensis, 438 nucleotides long. Lineage: Eukaryota; Metazoa; Nematoda; Chromadorea; Rhabditida; Metastrongylidae. The record is from the annotation of a GenBank genome assembly.
AUGAUUCGAUUAUUCAAAAUCGAAGGGAGAAAACGUUUUGUCAGGGAAUUGCAGUGUUAUCAUAAGGAAGGUACGACAUCACUUGAAGAUUUGUUGGUUUGCGUUACGCUAGUGCUUGCGAUGGUACUGAACGUCACAGCACUCUACAAUGCUCCCGUGUGGCCAAUGGCGGAAAUGACCAUCAGUGCUGCAUUUGUCGUAUUCCAAGUUAUCAACUUCUUCUACUUUAUUGUGAAUAUGUUCAAGCACUUCAAUGUGUUCCUAUUAUUCGGAAUGGCCGAAGCCGCACUGCUAGGGGUCGUCUGGCUCUUCAACGCCUACCAAUGGUUCCGUGCACGCACGCCUGCCACGUCCGCCUCCAACGGAAACCAGCCGGGGGGCGGAGCACAGCCACGAUUUGCCACGCCCAGUUAUCCAGCUGGCGUCAAUCCGGCAUGA